AUGUCAUUUUUGAGUGGAAGUAUGGUUAUUGAUACCCUAACCAAUGGUUCAGUAGCUACUUCAUUGGUGUGUUUGAAGUGUCCAUUGACCAUUUAUGCGACGAACUUAGUCUGUUUACAAUUGAGUCAAGUUGAUGUUAUCCUUGGGAUGAAAUGGUUGGAGUUAAACCUUGUUCAUAUCAAAAUCUUCGCCAUGACUGUGAUAUUUCCUAAGAUGGAAAGAGAUAGAGAGUUGAUGUUCAUAUCUGCUAAGCAAGUAGAAGAAUUCUUGAUAUAUGAGGCACAUGUGUUCGCUAUGUUUGCUUCUUUGGGAAUCGAUAGUAAAGUUGUGAUGGGAGAGAUACCAAUAGUGUGUGAUUUUCCUGAAGUAUUUCCUAACGAUAUCAGUGAUUUUCCACCAGAGCGUGAGGUGGAGUUUGCUAUAGACUUAGUAUCUGGUACUAGUAUAUCGUUGAGGUCUCCUUAUAGAAUGUUAGCUUCAUAG
Molecule: messenger RNA, 483 nt
Organism: Lathyrus oleraceus (garden pea)
Lineage: Eukaryota; Viridiplantae; Streptophyta; Magnoliopsida; Fabales; Fabaceae
Exons: 1
Coding region: 1-483 (160 amino acids)
Source: RefSeq, a predicted model, not a curated record